CGCAGCAAGCUGUGGGCUGCAAGCUGAACGAAAACAACUAUCGUGGAACGCAGAAAGCGAAUUUCAAUCAGUAAUAGUCGUUCGAACUGUGAGGACGCGGGUCGUUUUUCGAAAGUUCCAACGUUCACGGAACAGUAUUUCCGUGUAAUCCGCAUUUGUCGUACUUUUGGUUGUGUAGUCAGUGUUUGGAUUCAAAGAAAAUAUUUGCUGCGAUUGAGAUUUCAUCCAGUGCACGCCAUUUUAUUGCACCUUUUUACUCGCUCCAGCUAUACAUGACUGUAUAAACAAAGGAAAAGCAAAUAUUUCCAGCAAUAGUUUUCAUUUCGUUCUACGGGAAGUUGGUGAACUGAGGCUGUGGCUUCCAAUUGCAUUGACAAAGCCAAGCUACCUGAAAAGCAAAAUAGCACAGGCAAUAAAAUUGCGAAAACAUAUUACCUUUCGAAACGAAAAAAAACCUUCCUUUAGGGGAGCUGGAUCAACGUAAACAGCAGCUUACGUUAAAGUGUAUGCGUGUGGGUGUAUUUUUCAAUUGUAAAUUGCGCGUUGAUUCUCCAAGUAUCCAAAGUGCGUUUGUGUGAGUGCUUUGUUUAUAUACAGUUCCUUCUGAUCGGUUUUCCGUCGUCGACGAAGGUGACUACGUACGAAAUUUCACGUACACCGCGUCCAGGCCACGUCUUUGUUUACGAAUAUAGAGCCCAGUGGAGAAGCAGUAGAAUUGAUUUUUCCCUUGCGAGUGCACCAGCAUCUUGGGUCAAUCCACGGCCGCAUCGCCCGAUUCGACAUUCCAGACAAAGAAAAACGGGGUUGAAAUGUUUAAAUCUAUCAAUUUGAACACCAGUGAUUCGAGGAAGAUGUCGACGACAUCAAAAACCAGCGAAGAUCUGCUUGGUGAAUCCUGGAUCGAGCUGUCGUCCAAUACCAACACAUGCCCCAAAAGUCCGGACCGGACGACGCCACUUCCGUUCACCUCGGUAGAAGAAUACAUCAGACUGCUACGUGAGGCCCAGCGAGAAUCGAAGGAAUCGAGUCGGGUGGCAUCGUUAACCAGUUCCCGGCGAGAUUCACCCCGAGGAAGUCCCAAAUCACCGCCCAACAGUCCAAACAACGAACUCGCCACAGCCGAGGAAGAACUGAAAGGCGUCUACAUCAACUAUCUGAAUAGGGACGGAGGUACCAAAGCUCAAAAGGAAGACGCAGACUGGGUGUGGGAAUGGAAUAGUCGACCAGUCGCGCUACCCCCAAAAGACUGGAAAUUUGAACAGCCCAAGCAAGGAAUGCGACGCAUCCAACAGGGAUACUCAAUGCGACUGGCCCGAUUUGGGAAAAACUCAUUGUUUUCACGCGAAGUUCUGUAUUCGCUCGUACUAACGAAUGUAUUAUCACUGCUGCUAGGUGCUGGAAUUGGCGCUUGGUUGCAUAAAAGAGGACUGCUUUUCACUAGGAUUUCGAUUGAAUAAUCUGCAAAAGCUUAGUCUUACAGCUAUAUAGAACCAACACAUUAGAGAUGACUGCAGCUCGUGGGGUUUUUGAUAUUUUUAGAGCAUCAAUAUUAGCAUCCCAAACAAUGACAGUCAUUCAAUACCAGCAUUAGUCAAAGUGUCAAAAGAGUAAACUGGAUGAAAGCAAUCAUCUUAUCAUCGUAUCAGAGUAUAUUAGUUCCAGCACAGAAAACCACCCUUUGCAGUGAUUUUGAUACAUCAUACACCUUACUCCAACACAUUCACCUGCAUUAGGAGAAAUUGAACCUUUCCAUCACCGAGAACGACUUUACUUCUUUGGAUACAAACGAUACAGUGAACAGACGUCUAAGCUUGUGGUCCAAUGUUGUGGAACAACAUAACGUAUCUUCAGCCCCUUUUUUCGAAUCAUUGAAAACUGAUAAAACAUCAGGCUAGAGCUAAUUAUCUAUUGAGUAGAAAGAUGCAACAAGAAAUAAAUUAAAAUCAUAUUAUAGUAUACAGUAGAACUCUGCAUUUCCGAGCUUCGGUUAUCCGCAUUAUCCAAGCCACAAUUUUCAUACAAUAUCUAUGAGAAGUUGUGUUUUAAUGCCGCAAUAUAUUGUUAUGCUAUUGAAUCGACAUAUUUCAGCAAGUAUCGCGAGAGAGGUGUUUAAAUAGCAUAACAAACUUUAUGUAUUCGCAGAGCGGUACGUCUGGGUGAUAUGCAAAACCAGUGCAGAAAGAUAGGGUUUUAAAUUACGCGUAAUCCGAGGCUUCGAGGUUGCACGAAUGUUCUUUGUAUCAAUAAAAACUUUACUGGAAACUCAGGAAAAUGAGAGGAACAAACUGUGCAGACAUUGAUGUGAUGAAAAGUAGUGAAGCAGAGCGAAAUUUCAAGUUUAGACUAGUUAGAGAAUGUACAGUGAAAUUGAUGGAAAACAACUGAAAAAACAUUUUUUUUUUGGAAAAAAUAGUUUUCAGAUCCCAAUACUACUGAAAUCCGUAUCAUGUGAUCUUUAUAUGUUUAAAACUAAAUGUUAUUUUUUUUUUAAAUUUCUGUUGUACGUUAAGAUUUGAAAAGCAUCAUGUUUACAGUCUAAAUAUGUAUUUCAUUGGAUUUCUACUUUUUUAUUCUUAUUGAAAAUUUUUGCCAACAUUAAACUACAAUCCAAUUUUGCGAUCGAAAAAAGGUUGAGUCGGUUAGAUGAGCAGACACUCUCGACUACGACAGCAUAUAAGCUCGAGGAAAGUAUCUUAUUUAUAAACUUCUACGAUAAAAAAAACAAGUAAAGAAUUCCAUUUUAUGAUCUACUUUAAAUAAUAAAACUAUAUAGAAUGUAAUUCAUGUCAUAAACAUGUCCAAGGGCUAAACAAUGUAUUUUACAAUGAAAACUCCGCUUUCAAACAUCAUCGUGCAUCCAAUCUUCAGAUAAAAAAAACUUUUAAGUGCUGGGUGCGCCAUCUCUUGGCAAUUUUGUUAGUAUUCCCCAGUUAAAGAAAAGCUUACAACUUCCUUUUCAAGAAGCUCUCACUUUCUAAAUACAUUCUCGGAAGAGUAUGUAACUUUAGAUAUCUGACUGAAAAUAGGCGGAAAAUCUUUCUAAUUUCAAAAUUGCACUUCACUAAGCCAACAAUUUCUCAAUCACGCUUAAGAUAUGAAACAAUUUAUAAUCCUCUAAGUAACCGAUUGUCAUACUUAUCGACUCAUUGGCUUUUCCGAAAAUAAAUGGCAAACAUAGCGGCACGAAUGAUCAUAAGAAUUCGAAAUCCAUUAAACUUAUAUUAACCAAUAAAAUAAAUUAUUAUCGUAAUUUUAUUAUUUAGAAACCAAUUUUUAUACAAAUCCCUUCGAAAGAGAUUAAUAAAGCAAAGAAA
Molecule: messenger RNA, 3314 nt
Organism: Uranotaenia lowii
Lineage: Eukaryota; Metazoa; Arthropoda; Insecta; Diptera; Culicidae
Gene: BNIP3
Product: BCL2/adenovirus E1B 19 kDa protein-interacting protein 3
Exons: 5
Coding region: 810-1457 (215 amino acids)
Biological process (GO): mitochondrial outer membrane permeabilization; positive regulation of apoptotic process
Cellular component (GO): mitochondrial envelope; nucleus; mitochondrial outer membrane
Source: RefSeq, a predicted model, not a curated record